AUGUUUUUACGAACCAGAAUUUUCCCAUGUAUUUUUAUUUAUUUUGAUUUGUUGGGUUGUUUUUACAAUUGUAAAAUGAACUUUAAAACUUGUUUGCUAUUUAUUCAAACAUUAACAUUUGAUGUUUUUACAACUUGUUUUUUUUUCAGAAUUCAGUUUGACUACAAAACAUGUUUUGGAUUGUUUCUCCUCUCAAACUUGACAAAUUAUUCACAACAACAAACAACAAUUAUUUGCAGCAUUAUUUUAAUUACAACAUGUUUUGGAUUGUUUCAUUCUGAAGGAUUUGGUUUUGCUCUGUUUGGAUUGGUGGUUAGGAGGUGGGGAGUUUAAUUUAAAUUUUUUUGAGCAUUUUGUGAGAAUUUUUUUUUCAAUUUUUUUAGUUUUAAGAAUUUUAUUAAUUUAUUUAUUAAAUUUGAGAUCAAAAAAUUUUUUUAAUUUCAAAAAUUAUUUUUCAUUUUUUAAAAUUUUAAAUAGAUUAUUUAUUCAUUCCCAUUUAUAUUUUAAUUUUAAUUUUAUUUAUUUUUUCCCAUUACCUUCUAAUUUUUCACUCUUAUUUUUUCCAAAUCCUAUCAACCUCUUUCUUUUUUUAAAAAUCUUUUCCGGCUGAACUUUUAAUUUUAAAAUUUCCGUUCCUCAAUUUAUUUUAUUUUUCUUCUCAUUAAUUUUUAAAUUAUUUUCCCAAAACAAAUUUGCCUCAAUUUAAUUUAAAUUUCUUCCUUAAAUGCGCAAAAGACAAUAAAAAAUUCUUUUUUUUUUACCUUCUAAUUAAAUAAUUUUUUUCUGUUACAUUUUUUGUGUGGGGUUAUAAUUUAGGGACGUUUCAUUGCGAAGCCUUGUAAUUAUUUAUGUUUUUGUUCUUGUAAUUUUCAAACAUAUUUACAAAUUCUGAUUUUUAUUGUAAUUCUAAUUUUGUUUUAAUUUAUAUUUCUGAGCUUAAUUCUGAAUUUAUUUGUUUUACAUUUUCAAUUUUUCGAUUGCAACUUUUUUUACAAUUGUUGCUAGU
This is a messenger RNA of Meloidogyne enterolobii, 1006 nucleotides long. The record is from the annotation of a GenBank genome assembly. Lineage: Eukaryota; Metazoa; Nematoda; Chromadorea; Rhabditida; Meloidogynidae.